This is a messenger RNA of Drosophila kikkawai, 1790 nucleotides long. Lineage: Eukaryota; Metazoa; Arthropoda; Insecta; Diptera; Drosophilidae. The record is from RefSeq and is a predicted model, not a curated record.
GCUGCGCGCCGGAUGCAUCAGUGUACAUUUUACAUCCCUAGCGCUCGUUUCAUUCGUAAGACAAUUUGUCAGAAAACUUGCAUUUCUUUGUUUAAGAUCCAGAAAACAUUUAGAACACACUCAGCCCCAAGAGCCACGACCAACUGAUACGUGCCGCCUAAGAAACCAGAGGACAACACCAUCUCAUCAUGGCUGUUAACGUUUACUCCACAAAUGUGACGUCAGAGAAUCUCUCGCGACACGACAUGCUGGCCUGGGUGAAUGAUUGCCUGCAAUCGCAGUUCUCCAAAAUCGAGGAGCUAUGCACGGGUGCCGCAUACUGCCAGUUCAUGGACAUGCUGUUUCCCAAUUCAGUGCCCGUGAAGCGUGUCAAAUUCCGAACAAAUCUGGAGCAUGAGUACAUACAGAAUUUCAAGAUAUUGCAGGCGGGCUUCAAAAAGAUGUCUGUGGAUAAGAUCAUACCAGUUGAUAAACUGAUUAAGGGACGCUUUCAAGACAACUUCGAGUUCCUCCAGUGGUUCAAGAAGUUCUUUGACGCCAAUUACGACGGCCGCGAGUACGAUCCCGUGGCCCAGCGAAGUGGUGUCAAGCUGGGAAAUGGGAACGGCAGUAACGGAGGAAGCGGCGUGGGCAGCAGCAACAACGAUCUCCAUCUGAUGCACCGCCGGCCCCUGCAGGCGCCCACCGGUGGUGUCAGCCGCAUGCCACCACGGGCCAUAGCUCACACCGCCACCAAGGUGAUUUCACGUACGAACAACGUCGCGCCAGCGAGCAGAGUAGCCGCCGCCGCCACAGGCACGGUGAAGAAGAACGAUUCAGGAAGCUCAGUCAACAAUCAGCAGAUUGAAGAGAUGUCCAACCAGGUCAUGGACAUGCGCAUAAACAUGGAGGGAUUGGAGAAGGAGCGCGAUUUCUACUUUUCCAAGUUACGCGACAUUGAGAUCCUUUGCCAAGAGGCUGAUGACGCAGAAGGGCAUCCGCUUAUUCAAAAGAUUUUGGACAUCUUAUAUGCGACUGAGGUAGGUCAUGAUGGUUUUGCGCCGCCAGACGAUGCACCACCAGAGGACGAGGAGUAUUAAUUUAAAGCAAGAAAGGAACAACCCACGAAAUUCAUUUGCUGCAUAUAUAUAUUCAAAACAUAAGUCAAGAGCAAAAUACAGGAGAUGAUACAAGCGAGAAUAAAUCCAUACUAAUACGUAUAGUGCAUGAUUCACGGCGACGAGGUGUUGACAGAGCUACUGUUGUUAUGAAAUCGAAGAUUGUUUGAGUACUAAAUUAGCUGGAGCUUAAAACAAUAGUUUGCAGAGUUUUCGACACAAAAUUUUUGUGAACUUGAUACUGCACCCUGCUAUAGCGAAUCUAUGUAAAAACAACAACACCGAAACUACAUUUUUCGUACUUUUGCAGAGUGUAAUAAAAGCGAGAUUCACAGCCGAAAUAGUUGAUUAACCAUUAUAUAUUAAGGAUUUUUCGCUAUUCUGUACAUCACACACUUAAAAAUCAGUUGUAAUGCACUUAUAAUGUUGCUAACUAUGCUUGUUUUGCCGACUUGUCAUGUUUUGAGUGUUGUAUUUAUGUAGUGGAUCGAUCGAGCCGAAUUUGUAUAAUGUAUGAACUUUUGAUUUCUAAUGUUAAAUGAUUAAUUAUUGGCGGCUGCAUAACAAAACGAUUAUAUAUAAUAAGUGAUUAUUUGCUCUCAAUGAUUCAGUUCUAUGUUUAUGUGUAAAAAACUGGUAGAACAACGUUAAAAGUUUAAAUAAAAAACGGAGCCUCUUUAUAAUUUCUAAAAA